Molecule: messenger RNA, 1165 nt
Organism: Xylaria bambusicola
Lineage: Eukaryota; Fungi; Ascomycota; Sordariomycetes; Xylariales; Xylariaceae
Exons: 3
Coding region: 236-1081 (281 amino acids)
Cellular component (GO): intracellular anatomical structure
Molecular function (GO): oxidoreductase activity, acting on NAD(P)H, oxygen as acceptor
Source: RefSeq, a predicted model, not a curated record
CAUUGAAUUGAGAUAUAAACAAGCAGGAAACCUUCAAUGAUUUCUUGACGUGUGAGCUAGGCUCGUCUAUGCACCGUUUUCCCUUUCUUUGCUCAUUACGUGGCACCUUUUACAUCACCGUGGCGGCGGGGUCUCAAAUUGUGCCCAUAUCUACCACCAGCCACACAUAAAAGCAAACCAAACACUUCCUACCUAUCAAUUGAUACAUUCAAGCGCACCUGAGAUUCAUAUAAAAAUGUCUGCAAUCUACGCCAGCCAGAACACGGCCGUCAUUACAGGCGGCGCGUCUGGCAUCGGCCUCGCGCUCACCAAGAAGUGCGUUGGCUAUGGCAUGCGCGUGCUCGUUGCCGACUUUGACGAGAAGAACCUUGACGCCGCGAAGUCGGCCCUGGGCGACAAGAUUGACACCAUCAGGAUCGAUGUUGGGAAGAUCGAGGACUGGACGGCUUUGAAGGAGAAGGUCGAGAAGGACUUUGGAGGAAAAAUCAACCUCCUCGCCCUGAACGCAGGGACCAGCCUCCGCGUGUCCUUCUCGGACGCAGAUACCUCAGGCUUCGAGAAGAUCAUGCAGACGAACCUGUUCGGCGUGAUCAACGGGAUAACGACGCUAUUGCCCCUCGUGAAAGCGCACGCGACGACGGCUGAGCCCGCUGCCGUUGUUAUCACGGGCAGUAAGCAGGGCAUUACUAACCCGCCGGGCAAUCCGGCGUAUAACGCUUCUAAAGCCGCUGUUAAGGCCCUCGCCGAGCACCUCUCGUUCGACCUUGCCGCGUCGCAUCCUGGUGCUGUUGCUGUCCAUUUGCUUGUUCCUGGGUGGACUUGGACGACGCUUGCUGGGGCUACGGGCGGAAGGGAGAAGCCGGAUGCUGCUUGGACGCCCGAGCAAGUCGUCGAUUAUCUGGAGAAGAAGAUGGCCGAGGGCCAGUUCUGGGUCCUGUGCCCUGACAACGACGUCACGGAGGACAUGGACAAGCGUCGGAUGCAGUGGAACACGGACGAUGCGAUCCUCGGUAGGCCACCGCUAAGUCGUUGGAGGGAGGAGUAUAAGGAUGAGUUCAAGGAGUACAUGGAGAAGAAGUAGGUGUGUGAAAGGUAGGGUUACAGUAUGGAUAUGAAAACUCUCUACCAUGAAGGACAGAACGCCAAGUCUUGCGGUCCAAAGGGG